Ixodes scapularis (black-legged tick) is the source of this 699-nucleotide messenger RNA. Its product is annotated as glycine receptor subunit alpha-2. Gene Ontology annotation, cellular component: neuron projection; synapse; membrane. The transcript is spliced from 5 exons. Gene Ontology annotation, biological process: chemical synaptic transmission; chloride transmembrane transport; nervous system process. Gene Ontology annotation, molecular function: neurotransmitter receptor activity; extracellular ligand-gated monoatomic ion channel activity; chloride channel activity. The coding region runs from base 1 to 699 and encodes 232 amino acids. NCBI's taxonomy places the organism in Eukaryota, Metazoa, Arthropoda, Arachnida, Ixodida, Ixodidae. The record is from RefSeq and is a predicted model, not a curated record.
AUGGGAAGCCUCAUCCGGGACUUCGGCGGUGAGACUCUGGAGCUCUCGUCCAUCCUUCCGGCCAAUCCCAGGGAGUACGACAACCUGGCACCGCCAAAGGAAAAAGGCAAACCGACCGGGGUCAAAUUUCACGUGACCGUUCUCAGCUUGGAUUCUAUCGACGAGGGAUCCAUGACUUACGUGGCAGACAUCUUCAUGUCCCAGUCCUGGUACGACCACCGGCUGCGGUUACCACGAAACAUGACGGCGAAGUACCGGCUUCUCCCGGUCAGCUGGCUCAAGCGCAUGUGGAGACCGGACUCUUUCUUCAAGAACGCCAAGAGGGUCACCUUCCAGGAGAUGACCAUACCCAACCACUACAUCUGGCUCUACUCGGAUCGGAGCAUACUGUACAUGGUCAAGUUGACCCUUCUCCUGUCGUGCGCCAUGAAGUUCGAGACGUACCCGCACGACACUCAAGUGUGCACCAUGAAGAUCGAAAGCUGUGAGUGCUGCCUUGGUGUUCCUUUGUUUUCCUACCCGCAUUCUUUUCAAACCUCGGUAACCGAGGGGUGUCGCUGCUGCUGCUACGACCGGAAUGAGACACACAUUGACAAGCCGACAGAAAUGUCUGUGUGCAACCCAGAAAAGAAACAAAAACAUGACCCGGUAGCAAACAAGACUCGUCCAAUAUGUGGUUGGUCAAUAGGGGGCUCGUAA